Molecule: messenger RNA, 2496 nt
Organism: Carassius gibelio (silver crucian carp)
Lineage: Eukaryota; Metazoa; Chordata; Actinopteri; Cypriniformes; Cyprinidae
Product: immunoglobulin superfamily member 5-like
Exons: 10
Coding region: 603-1586 (327 amino acids)
Biological process (GO): cell-cell adhesion
Source: RefSeq, a predicted model, not a curated record
GCAGAAGGUAAAGAAACCAAAUACAGUGUCUCCAGGAGCCACAGGGCAUGUAGUUUUGAAUAUAAACAGAAUAUGUGUUUCAGGCCUGACGUCAUCGUAACCUGUUUGCAUAUGUCCUUCUGUGUACACUAUACUUGUACACAGUUGAUGCCUGGUAACAAUAGAUAACUCAAGCAAACAGAGUUGCUUAAAAACCUGAGAUUCUGUCUGUUCAUCUUAAGUGAAACAGGGUGUGUCUGCUUCAGAUUUAAAUCAACUGCAUUGAAGCACAGUCUUGCAGGAACCCUAACAGAUGGAUGGUGGGCUCAUGUGCCCCCAAAGUGAACUUUCAGAUAGACGGGCCACCUUGUUUGCCAUGUCAGUGUGACACCAAAUCCUCAUGAGAUCUGCAGUCAUAUGCAAAGCAGACAGGCUGUAUGGAGACGGCUUCCUUCUCUCUUUGAUAACAUGACUGGAAGCCAGCUGGACUUUGGCCAUCUCUGUAGGCUGACAGGUGAUUCAGGUGAUCUGACGAAGGAAGAUUAGGGAGUGUCUUUGAUUUUACUGGAUUAAUGGAAUUUCAUAAGGGCUGUGGAUGCUGGUGUGACAGGAACUGAGGAAACAUGUAUAUUUUUAGACUCAGUCUUUUUCUUCUGACCACUACGGUGGCCUCCGCUCAGCUGCAGCUACAGCCUCUGAAUGCAGCGGUGCUCCGUGGGUCAAAGGCUCGCUUCAACUGCAGCACAACUCAGCCCCCAUCUGUCAUGAACUGGAUGGUCAACGGACGCUUGGUCAUCACCAUUCUGGAAGCGUCUGGGGUGUUUAACUUCACAGAUCGUUUUUCGGCCCAAAAUUUCACCACACCUGGAGAUUACAAAUGGGAGUUUAUAAUUAGCAACGUGCAGAGAGACGAUGCGGGUGAAGUCACCUGUCAGGUUUUGGGUGGAGCGCCUCAAUUGGCCACACUGUCUAUACAAGAAAGUGGCAGUGUGGAAAUCGUAGGUGGAAAUCAGACCAAAAUGGAGGGAGUUCAGACAGAGUUUCAGUGCAGGGCUGUGGGCUGGUUUCCUGAACCCAGCAUGUCCUGGUCUGUAAAUGGAGUGGCAAAUUCCUGCAACAGAAGCUCUGUAGCACAGGGAAACCUGUUUAACUCCAUCUGCACGCUGACGGUCACUGCUGUAAAAAAUUCUUCUGUUCAGUGUCUGGUCAGUGUGCCUGCCCUGAGCACACCGGACACCAGCACUGUCUUUCUGACCGUUGAAAAGCUUGCUAAAAGAGACCAGACGGUGUUGAUCGCUGUCACUGUGGCCUUCAGUGCUGCGGCUCUAUUGUUUCUAAUCAUCUACGCAAUUUUUUUCUUCUGCAUGAGAAGGAAGAAAAAGUCAAGCUACCAAGAGGAGAUCAGGAGGGCAAGAAUCCAGUCCCAGAUUAGGACGCCUUCCACAGAAAAUGUGCAAGGACAGGACAACCAAGGAUAUAUUAGAGAUGGACAUGAUGGAAACACCACCAAUGGAGUCUGGUACACAAACCAUUCUGACAAACAUCAGAUGACCGGUAUUUUAUUUGAUGAUGCUCACAGGAAGCACAGACACAUGACCAUCGUCUAGAGACUAAAUGAUGGACUUCACAGACAGGUGUUCUGGUUCUCUUCUUCUCUCUUGUACAUAAAAUCAUCAUUUUAGGUUUAAUUACAGAGGAAAGAGAGACCGAGGGACUUAUGGUGAUCUGUUUCAACUCCACUGGAUUAUUUAUUGGAACACAAGUAUUUUCUUGGUGGUCUCUGACUUUUGUACCCCAAUGAUUACUGUAGAUAAUCACCAAGAACAGAUAAACAUGGUCAAAAUAAGGGUGGUCGGGUUGGUAAAGACCGGCCGGAAAUCACUUGUCUGUUUAGCUAAACAAACCAAUAUGACAGAAAUGUUGAUUCAUUUUAAAAUCCUUCAUGCAUUUCCACAGCAGGUUUGUUUGAAUCAACAUCUUCCUGUUUUCUCCUGAAUCAAAAAAAUGAUCAGCAUAUGACACAACACACCCCAUGAGAGUUUUAAACCAAUUAAACCAAAAGAUAUUUCAUGAGAAGAUCAUCUUUUGCGACACAUCAUGCUUCACGGAACAUGAUGCGGUUAAUCAAAACCACUGAUCUUUAACUCAUCACAUUCAGGGGAAAAACUGUCAUGUCACUGAAAGUGUCAUGAAAUGCACUGGAACUAUGUGAUGCUUAUUAAUACAUCAAUUAAUCAAUAGUAUAAAAUGUACACAUUUUUGUGUAGUUUUCACUUAUCUGUGUUUCACACUUUAACAGCUCUAUGAUCCAUUAAAUGGAUUACAAGCAUUUUGAACAAAUGUUUUUUUAUAAACCUAGGUGUAAAUUAUUUGUAUUUUUUUAUUUUCUUGUUUUAAGAAUGAACCUCACUUUUAAGGUUUAAACAAGAACAAUAUUAAGCAAUGUACUCUAAAUUAAUCCAACUUGUAUUUUAUUUUGCUACUCAAUUUUAAGGCUAUUUGUACAUUCUUAAAAAA